This is a messenger RNA of Diceros bicornis minor, 897 nucleotides long. RefSeq names its product vomeronasal type-1 receptor 4-like. NCBI's taxonomy places the organism in Eukaryota, Metazoa, Chordata, Mammalia, Perissodactyla, Rhinocerotidae. Bases 1 to 897 code for a protein of 298 amino acids. The record is from RefSeq and is a predicted model, not a curated record. The transcript has a single exon. Gene Ontology annotation, cellular component: membrane. Gene Ontology annotation, molecular function: pheromone receptor activity. Gene Ontology annotation, biological process: G protein-coupled receptor signaling pathway.
AUGGCCUCUGAGGAUUUGGCAUUAGGAACGAUCUUUUUAUUACAGACGAUCGUUGGAUUUCUGGGGAAUUUCUGUCUUCUUCACCAUUAUCUCUUCCUUUAUUACAAAGGAUGCAGAUUGAGGUCCACAGAUUUGAUUCUCAAGCAUCUGAUUGUAGCUAACUCCUUAGUCAUUCUCUCUAGAGGAGUUCCCCAGACAAUGGCAGCUUUGGGGUUAAAAGAUUUCCUCAAUGAUUUUGGAUGCAAAUUUAUUUUCUAUCUUCACAGAGUGGGCAGGGAUGUGUCUAUUGGAACCACCUGCCUCUUGAGUGUCUUCCAGGCCAUCAUAAUCAGUCCCUGGAUCUCCAAGUGGGCAGAACUUAAAAAGAAAGUUACCAAGCACAUAGGCACCUCCAACAUCCUCUGCUGGAUCCUGACCAUGAUGCUUGAUAUUAUGGUUCCAGUGUAUGUGACUGACAAAUGGAGCAACAAAAAUAGCACAAAGAAGAAAGAUUAUGGAUACUGUUAUGCUGUCAUUUAUGACAAAAUCACAUACUUUCUGUAUGUACCAUUGUUAUUAUUCCAUGAUGUUUUGUGUUUGGGGCUCAUGCUUUGGGCCAGCAGCUCCAUGGUUUUCAUCCUGUACAGGCACAGGCAACGGGUCCAACGUAUUCAUAAGACCAACAUUUCCUCCAGAACCUCUCCUGAGUCCACAGCAACCCAAAGCAUCCUUGUGCUGGUGUGCACCUUUGUGUCUUUGAGCACCCUCUCCUCUAUUUUUCACACUUGUUCAGCUGUUUAUGAGUUCAGUUUGUGGCUAGUGAACACCUCUACACUACUUGCUGCAUGUUUCCCCACUGUCAGUCCCUACAUUCUCAUGAGUCAUGACUCCAGAGUGUCCAGGCUUUGCUUUGCUUGA